CGAAUGUCUGCUUUACACGUGCAAUUGGAAAUAUUGUUUUUCUUUUGUUUGUGCCCCAUAAACAACGAGUGUGCAGUGCAUCUCGGCCAGAAUGAACCACUUUGAGAUCCGGGAGAUACCCGGCAAGGGUCGUGCCAUGAUCGCCACCAAAAACUUUGCGUCCGAUGAGGUGAUUUUUGAGGAGGAGCCGUUUGUGUCAAAACAGUUCUCGUGGAACGUGGCCUACGGCUAUGCCGCCUGCGACCAUUGCAUGAGACCGCUAGAAACGGUGCUGGAGAAUGUGCGUCGCCUAGCCAGCGACCCCAAGGUGGAGGUCCCUCUGCUGGAACACGACCCCACUGCCGCUUGGGUGGGCCAGUUCACCCAGUGCCCCCGCUGCAAAGUGCACUACUGCUCUGAAGACUGCCGCAUGGAGGCCUACAAGCGGUACCAUCGCGAGGCCUGUAUGGGGGCAUUCCGCUCUGAUGACACGCAUCCCAUCAACGUGCUCAACGAGACGUGGAAGAAGAUGCAUUACCCGCCGGAAACGGGCAGCAUUAUGUUGAUCGUGCGCCUGAUGGCCCUGUACAAGCAGAGUCCAAAAAAGGAGGAGUUUCUCGAGCAGCUCCAAUCCUUUCAAGCAUUGAUAGUCAAUCGCGAGCAGAAGAUCUAUCACAAGAUGCUGGGCGAGAAUUUUGAGCAGCAGAUGGAGCAGCUCUAUAGAGCGUUCUGCAACGCCUUCGCUGGAGAGGAGUUUUCCUUGUUCACAACUCCCGAUGCCUUCAAAACUCUAAUGGGAAUUAUGGGCACCAAUAGCCAGGGAAUUGCGACCAGCGUGCUAUCACAGUGGGUAACCAAGGUCUCCGAACUGCCGCUGCCGGAUGCUGACAAGGCGCAGCUAGACACGGUCAUCGAUGGACUAUACGCCAAGGUGGGAGAAUUUGCUGGCGAAUUUCUGAACAACGAAGGCUCCGGACUGUACCUGCUCCAGAGCAAGAUCAAUCACAGCUGCGUGCCGAAUGCCUGCUCCACAUUUCCGUACUCAAACGACAUUGUGGUGAUGAAGACGUUGGUCCCUAUCCAGGAGGGCGACGAAAUCUGUAUCUCCUACCUCGACGAGUGUAUGCUAGAGCGGAGCCGUCACUCGAGACACAAGGUCCUGCGCGAAAACUACAUAUUCGUCUGCCAGUGUCCAAAGUGCCGUGCCCAAGCCUCUGAUCCCGAUGUGACCAGCGACGAAAGCGAGGACGAUGACGAAAUGGAUGACUACGAAGAAGAUGACGACAUGAACUAAAAUAAUUUGCAUACCAUGUUACUUUCCUUUUUUAUUAUCAUAAAGCGUACCAGAGGAUUUGCGUACAUAUUUAAACUAA
Molecule: messenger RNA, 1352 nt
Organism: Drosophila kikkawai
Lineage: Eukaryota; Metazoa; Arthropoda; Insecta; Diptera; Drosophilidae
Gene: Smyd5
Product: SET and MYND domain containing, class 5
Biological process (GO): negative regulation of gene expression, epigenetic
Molecular function (GO): protein binding; histone H4K20 methyltransferase activity
Source: RefSeq, a predicted model, not a curated record